Molecule: messenger RNA, 1335 nt
Organism: Benincasa hispida (wax gourd)
Lineage: Eukaryota; Viridiplantae; Streptophyta; Magnoliopsida; Cucurbitales; Cucurbitaceae
Product: WAT1-related protein At1g09380-like
Cellular component (GO): membrane
Molecular function (GO): transmembrane transporter activity
Source: RefSeq, a predicted model, not a curated record
UCUAAACCACUCAGCCUCUUCAGCUCAAACAAAGAAACAGAAAAGAGAGAAACAGAGAAAGAGAAGUGAGAGCUAUGGCUGCUGGUGGUGAUUUCUUGCCCCCCUUGGUUAUGGUGGUUGUCCAAUUCCUCUAUGCAGGCUUAAAUAUUACGUCAAAGUUAGCCAUGGAGUUUGGGAUGAAUCCACUAGUUUUAGUUGCUUACAGGCAGAUGUUUGCUACCAUAGCCAUAGCUCCUUGUGCUUACUGGUUUGAGAGAAAAGGGAGACCCAAGAUUACAAAGCCUAUACUGUUUCAAAUUCUACUCUGUUCCUUAACUGGGGCAACAGCAAACCAAGUCUUUUACUACGUUGGGUUAAAAUAUUCAACCCCGACCAUCGCAUGCGCAUUGACCAAUGUUCUGCCUGCUGCAACUUUUGUCCUUGCUGUUCUUUUCAGACAAGAAUCUGUGGGGAUCAAAACAAGCCCAGGUGCAGCUAAGGUGAUCGGGACUGUUGUGUGUGUUGGAGGGGCAAUGUUGCUGUCGUUCUACCGUGGGCAAACGAUUCAGCUAGGUGAAUCUGGGAUUCAUUGGAAGUAUGCCGAGAUAAUGAGGGGGGGAAGUUCAACCAACCAAGGCAGCAGCAUCUGGGGCUCCCUCUGCUUGAUCAUAAGCUCUGUUGCUUGGGCGGCUUGGUUUGUUAUCCAAGCGAGAGUGAAUGAGAAGUUUCCAGCUCCCUACACCAGCACAGCUCUCAUGACUUUGAUGGCAACCAUUCAGUGUGGAGCAAUCGCCGUUGGUGUUGAGCACAAGACUGCUGCAGCUUGGUCAUUGAAAAGUUCAAUCAGGCUUGUCGGCGCUCUCUAUGCAGGAGUGGCGUGCUCUGGCGUGGCAUUUUGCCUAACCUCCUGGAGUAUCCAAAAGAAAGGUCCUCUCUAUGCCUCAGUUUUCAGCCCCUUCUUGCUCGUUAUCGUGGCUAUUUUCAGCUGGGCCUUUUUUCAAGAAAAAUUAUACGUAGGAACUGUUGUAGGGUCAUUGUUGAUUGUUGUUGGGCUAUAUGCUGUCCUGUGGGGAAAGACCAAAGAGGUGAAACUACAACAACAUAUCGAAAUGGUGGCAGCAGCAGAGGCAAAGCUAGACUGUAAUAACAAAGAAGACUUAGAAGAACAGUCCUAUGUGGUUUCAAAUGCCAUUACUCUCCAUAAGUAAUAGCUGAGAGAAAGGAGUAAGAAAGCUAAAUAUUAGCUUGGUGUGAUAUUUGAGAAUUGUAUUGAGAAUACAGAUCAAAAUCCAUCCAUUUUCAACAGAUAGAGUCAAGAACAUGUUUAAAGGAUACAUGCAUCCCUGUUUAUGAAAU